This is a messenger RNA of Chlamydomonas reinhardtii, 1554 nucleotides long. RefSeq lists its product as uncharacterized. NCBI's taxonomy places the organism in Eukaryota, Viridiplantae, Chlorophyta, Chlorophyceae, Chlamydomonadales, Chlamydomonadaceae. The record is from RefSeq and is a predicted model, not a curated record. Bases 150 to 1043 code for a protein of 297 amino acids. The transcript has 6 exons.
UUUAAGCAUUCGGCAAGAAGGCGCAGUCUCAACCUCGGCAGUCGGCACCCAUAACCAGGGGUGAAGACGAACACCCACGCACCCACAACUCCACACAAACACAGACUGCCCCCUCUCCGGCAGCGUUUUCUCUCGCACCUUCCGACACGAUGCAGCUAGCGGCGGGUGGCUGCGGCUGCCGCCGCGGCAGUAGCAGGUCCUCCUCGCGCACCUCCCUGCUAGCGGCAGUGCUGCUGGGCGUCGUGGUGAUCAUGGCGGCACACGGCGGGCCACUGGGCGCCUCGGCUCAGCAGCAGGAUGAUGAGCUGGAGGCCCUGGACGGCGCCCAGGUCAGGGGACUCUUCGGCGGUCUCAACAACAUCAACCAGAACAACAAGCACAACAACAACCAGAACAACAACAAGAACAAGAACAACAACAAGAACAACAACAAGAACAACAACAAACAGAACCCGCCGCCGCCCUCAUCGCCACCGCCACCCAGCCGCAGCCCUCCUCCGCCCAGCCCUCCUCCGCCCUCGCCCUCGCCCGCGCGCAAGCCGCCGCCCGUGCGCAGGCCGCCCACACCCAGGCCGCCCAGGCCUUCACCGCCUCGCUCGCCUUCACCCCCAACGCCGCCGCCUCCUGCGCGCUCGCCGCCUCCUGCGCGCUCGCCUCGUCCGUCGCCUCGGGCGCGUCCGUCCCCACCACGCAAGGGCGGCUUCAAGGUGUUCUCCUAUAAGAAGAAGCUGGUGUACAUCCAGUCGGACGAGCAGUACAACUACAACGAGGGGGUCAACUUCUGCCAAAGCAAGGGCCUCUUUUACGUGUCGUACAAUGACAAGGUCAAGAAGGCCCCUCUGCGGCCGCUGUGCUACAGUAAUGGCAAGGGCUGCUGGGUGGGAGGCCAGGUCCAGAACAUGUGCGCCUACAUCGACCCCCACGGCAACGGAGGUCCGUACCCCGAGCCGUGCAACUUCAGGCACUACGUGGUGUGCUGGGGUGACCUGAAGAAGCAGCGCAACAACCCCGCCAUCUUUGGCAACCAGCAGCAGCAGGGCUAAUGGGCCGGCGCCGCCGCUUACUUGAUGAGGGCGGUACUGAUUGGUUGGAUAGCCAGCGUUCCUCCCUACGCGCGCAGCAUAACACCUGGCUAUGUGAUUCGUUAUUAGUAGGUUGCUAGAGAUAGAUUGAGAGUUGCAGUAAGCACUACUGGCUCGUCGUCGCCGCCGUGAUCAAGCACCCUCAUGCCAGCAGGCCGGCACACAGUAUCCGUUCCCCACUUUCUUGCGUGAGCAGUAUCCAAGCAUCAUCAAUCUAGGCCCAAUGUGACCCACCGCUGAAUGCAUUACUGGUUUUAAGGCUGUGAAGAUGAGGCAGUGGAAUUAAAGUGCUUGAGCGGCGCACGAGAGGUAGUGGCCUAGCGGGCAGGAAUAAACAUCGGAGUUCAGCAACAUGGACUCAUGGACACCCAGACAUCAUGUGCUGGGCAUGAAAGGAAGUUUACUUGACCCAAAUCAAGUAAUGAAUGUUGUACGGCAGGCAGGCAGCCCAUCCAUGUAAAAAAAGUAACUG